AUGGCGCCCGUAGGCCGCCUGCGCAGAAGCGCACCGCGCUCGCUCGCUAUGCGAGGCUCCUUCGCUCACUGCACACCCCUGCAUCCUGCCCGACCAGUGAGCGUGGCGCUAGGCAUGCUGAAGUCCAUGGCGCGCGGCCCGCUGGCGUUAUGCGAGGCGCCCUCGCUCACUGCGCACCCCUGCAUCCUGCCCGACCAUGACAACUCCAAAGAGCACUCAUCUGGCGUGCGCUACAUCAGCGCUUGCAACUGUGGGCGCACCAAGUGUUCUCGCGAGGACCCGUACUCCGUGAAACGGGCUAACUACACGUUCUACCAGCAGGCGGCUGAAGAGUGUGGGGUUUGUCCCACCCUGCAAGCCAUUGACUUCCCCGUCUUUCAGCCAUCCACUCCUACUUAUAGAGCGGCGUCAGUGAAAGGCGCAUCGUCCCAGGAAGCGGGCGAACCAGCCGCGCGUUCCCAAGGGGACGGGGACGGAGACGGCGACGGGGACGGGGACGGCGCGUGGUCCGUGGCCGACGCGCUGUCGCCGGGCUCGGCGCGGGACGACGACGACGCCUCGCCAGCUUCCGACAAAUACGUGGUGCCGGUUAGAGGAGAUUCUACUUCAGAUAAAGUGAUGACCCGUCAACCAUCCACGACCGAGUACCUACCCGGCAUGCUCCACACAGGCAGCCCGGCCGGCCUGCUGCCCGCCUUCCCGUCCUUCAGCCUCGUGUGCCUCGGGCCCUCCUCGCUGUACUCGCACAGCGCCGGCCUGCCCGAGGCGCUGCAGCCCGGCCUGCUGCCGCACACCAACCACCUGCUGCCCUGGGACGCGCUCGCGCGGUCGGUACAGCUCAUCAUCAUCAUCAUCGUCCAGCCACAGCACAGCCCGGCCUGCCCGAGGCGCUGCAGCCCGGCCUGCUGCCGCACACCAACCACCUGCUGCCCUGGGACGCGCUCGCGCGGUCGGUACAGCUCAUCAUCAUCAUCAUCGUCCAGCCACAGCACAGCCCGGCCUGCCCGAGGCGCUGCAGCCCGGCCUGCUGCCGCACACCAACCACCUGCUGCCCUGGGACGCGCUCGCGCGGUCGGUACAGCUCAUCAUCAUCAUCAUCGUCCAGCCACAGCACAGCCCGGCCUGCCCGAGGCGCUGCAGCCCGGCCUGCUGCCGCACACCAACCACCUGCUGCCCUGGGACGCGCUCGCGCGGUCGGUACAGCUCAUCAUCAUCAUCAUCGUCCAGCCACAGCACAGCCCGGCCUGCCCGAGGCGCUGCAGCCCGGCCUGCUGCCGCACACCAACCACCUGCUGCCCUGGGACGCGCUCGCGCGGUCGGUACAGCUCAUCAUCAUCAUCAUCGUCCAGCCACAGCACAGCCCGGCCUGCCCGAGGCGCUGCAGCCCGGCCUGCUGCCGCACACCAACCACCUGCUGCCCUGGGACGCGCUCGCGCGGUCGGUACAGCUCAUCAUCAUCAUCAUCGUCCAGCCACAGCACAGCCCGGCCUGCCCGAGGCGCUGCAGCCCGGCCUGCUGCCGCACACCAACCACCUGCUGCCCUGGGACGCGCUCGCGCGGUCGGUACAGCUCAUCAUCAUCAUCAUCGUCCAGCCACAGCACAGCCCGGCCUGCCCGAGGCGCUGCAGCCCGGCCUGCUGCCGCACACCAACCACCUGCUGCCCUGGGACGCGCUCGCGCGGUCGGUACAGCUCAUCAUCAUCAUCAUCGUCCAGCCACAGCACAGCCCGGCCUGCCCGAGGCGCUGCAGCCCGGCCUGCUGCCGCACACCAACCACCUGCUGCCCUGGGACGCGCUCGCGCGGUCGGUACAGCUCAUCAUCAUCAUCAUCGUCCAGCCACAGCACAGCCCGGCCUGCCCGAGGCGCUGCAGCCCGGCCUGCUGCCGCACACCAACCACCUGCUGCCCUGGGACGCGCUCGCGCGGUCGGUACAGCUCAUCAUCAUCAUCAUCGUCCAGCCACAGCACAGCCCGGCCUGCCCGAGGCGCUGCAGCCCGGCCUGCUGCCGCACACCAACCACCUGCUGCCCUGGGACGCGCUCGCGCGGUCGGUACAGCUCAUCAUCAUCAUCAUCGUCCAGCCACAGCACAGCCCGGCCUGCCCGAGGCGCUGCAGCCCGGCCUGCUGCCGCACACCAACCACCUGCUGCCCUGGGACGCGCUCGCGCGGUCGGUACAGCUCAUCAUCAUCAUCAUCGUCCAGCCACAGCACAGCCCGGCCUGCCCGAGGCGCUGCAGCCCGGCCUGCUGCCGCACACCAACCACCUGCUGCCCUGGGACGCGCUCGCGCGGUCGGUACAGCUCAUCAUCAUCAUCAUCGUCCAGCCACAGCACAGCCCGGCCUGCCCGAGGCGCUGCAGCCCGGCCUGCUGCCGCACACCAACCACCUGCUGCCCUGGGACGCGCUCGCGCGGUCGGUACAGCUCAUCAUCAUCAUCAUCGUCCAGCCACAGCACAGCCCGGCCUGCCCGAGGCGCUGCAGCCCGGCCUGCUGCCGCACACCAACCACCUGCUGCCCUGGGACGCGCUCGCGCGGAUAGAGGGCGGUUUGGGCCUGGGCCCGCGCGGGGCGGGCGGCGCGCGCGGGCGGGGCCGGGCGGCGCCGCACCACCUCACCGUCAAGAUCUUCAUCGGCUUCGAGUAUGAGUGCCCGAGGGGACAUAGGUUCAUGAUGUCGUCUCCCGACACCGUCGUAAGCGGCGGCGGCACGGCGGCGACUCGCGAGGCGGGCGCGGCGGGCGCGCGGCUGGCG
This is a messenger RNA of Ostrinia nubilalis (European corn borer), 2752 nucleotides long. RefSeq names its product mucin-2. The transcript has 7 exons. Gene Ontology annotation, biological process: nuclear-transcribed mRNA catabolic process, nonsense-mediated decay. Lineage: Eukaryota; Metazoa; Arthropoda; Insecta; Lepidoptera; Crambidae. The record is from RefSeq and is a predicted model, not a curated record. Bases 1 to 2646 code for a protein of 881 amino acids.